AUGCCAAGCAAAAUGGCCCAGCGUGUUCGCUCUCUUGCCAUUAUCAUUCUUUUCGCGUGCAUCGCCGUCUCAGACACCUCGGGGGUAACAGCGCAGCCUUCUCUCCGGUGGCGCAAGGCGCUCAACGUGUCUACCGUGUUCAACGCCGCCAAGUUCGGAGCGGGCACGCAGAGCACGCGCAGCGGCUUCAUCGGCCUGCCCUACAGUAUGCUCCCCGUCCCUCUCGCUCCUCUCGCACCCCCCGCCUCUCUCCCACAUCCCCGCUUCUCCCGUCCCUCCCCCCGCUCUCGCUCCUCUCACCCCCGCCGCCCCUCUCACCCCCGCAGCCCCUCUCAACCCCCCGCCCCUCUCAUCCCCGCGGCCCCGUCGCUCGUGCCACCUCCGUCGUCCUGGUCGCCGCUGUCGCAAUCCUGGUCGCAAGCACGUCCGGGCUCCCAUCUUUUCGUGUGGCCGCUUCUACUCUCUCGCGCUCCGCAAAGCCACUUUAUCUCCUCACCGCCAGCCGUCGUUUGA
This is a messenger RNA of Closterium sp. Yama58-4, 513 nucleotides long. Lineage: Eukaryota; Viridiplantae; Streptophyta; Zygnematophyceae; Desmidiales; Closteriaceae. The record is from the annotation of a GenBank genome assembly.